Plasmodium cynomolgi strain B is the source of this 648-nucleotide messenger RNA. RefSeq lists its product as hypothetical. NCBI's taxonomy places the organism in Eukaryota, Apicomplexa, Aconoidasida, Haemosporida, Plasmodiidae. The record is from RefSeq and is a predicted model, not a curated record. Bases 1 to 648 code for a protein of 215 amino acids. The transcript is spliced from 2 exons.
AUGGCUCCAGUGCAAAUUUCUCUUCACACGGCAAGUACAGAAUUAAGUAAAGAUGAUUGUGUAGGAUUAUAUGUCGAUAUAAGCAAUGAAAUAGAAAAACUUUUUUCGGAAUUUCAGAAUACUAAAGAUGUAGAUAUACGCAAAAAAUGUUAUGAUUUAGAUAAUCAUAUAAAUAUACAAAGAGAAAAAUACAAAAUAUGCGCGAAGCAUUAUGUUUCAAAUGAUUCUAUAAAUAUUGAGAAUGAUAUAAAAAAUUUAUCAAAUGAAUAUAAUAAAUAUACUAAAUGUUCUAGUGAAUCGACAUCCAAUGGUAAAGAUGCUGAUAAAUCCAAACCUGAAACAAAAGAAUCAUGUAAAGAUAAAGAGGAAUGCACAAAAGAAGAACAUGUUCUACCAGAAGAUAAAAUAUCAGAAUCAAGUUGUAAAAAAGAAUCAUCUGAAUCUGGAUGUUUAAAGAAGGAAGAAAUUUUAGAACAAAAUAAUAAUCUUUCUGCUGUAUCUGAAAAUACGACUGCAGAGCAGAAAACCGCCGUUACAUCUACAGAAAGCACAUUAGAUGAUCCUAAAGAAAGUCUCCAGAUGAAGGAGAAAAAGAUAAUGGAAAUUUACCAGAGCGUUCAGGACAUUCAUCUGCUCAUAAACAUUUAA